CUUCUCUUUCAUCACUUUUGUACGUAUAUACUUAGAAUAUACUGUAUAGGAAUACGUAUAUUGAUAAUGAUGCUUCAAUUUUUUAGUUCAUUUGAGUUGAUUUAUGCACGGUGGAAAAACUGGUGGAAUUUGUUGAUUGGUAGAUUUUUUUUUUUGGUAGUUUUGUUUAAAUACUUUUUUUUUUAUUUUCUUCAAUUUUUGUUGUUUGCUAGGUGAUAGAUUUUGAAGGAGCAUUGGUAAGUGAAUUUAGAAGGAUUUGUAUUCAUUUAAAAUGAGUAGAGAAGAAAAAUAAGCUAAAAGAUGAGAUAGAAUUGAAAGAUUUUGUGCUAGGAGUUUGUUUUUAUUGGAUUUAUCUUGUAGUUAUUGAAUCUAGAAUUUAUAAGCUUCAUUUUUAUGAAAAUUUAGUUAAUUUGAAUUUCUCAUGUUUUAAUUGUGUAUUUAUAUGAUUUUAGAGUUUAAUUUCCAUUAAGAGUCUGCUCUAGUAUGUUAGAUGCUGCAAUCAAGCACUUGAUUUUGGUUUCUUUUGUUUUUACAAUCUGAAGUCAUCAUUAAGUAGGAUUUUCGUAUGCUUUAGAAAAUCUUUUUACACUGUUGAAAUACGUUGUUCUGCUCCUAAUGAAUAGUCUGGAUUCGUGAUUCUAUUUCUAGAUCAAAGGAAGGAGAGUUUUGAAAGGUACUAUCAUUGGAAUCUCAUUGUAAGAUUCUUUUUAAUGGUGUAUUAUAUUGUCUAAGAGCCUUGGAAUUGGCUUAAUUUUAUCUUGUAAGAAACUGUAGUCUUUUGAGGCAUCUUGCAUGUCUGGCCCUGUGGUCACUGUUGAUAAUGUGGAAGGAGCACUUUCUCAAGCAGAAAGAUCAAAAUCUCUUGAUGCCAUCAUUGACAAAGAUGACGGUUCUAUACUAACUAAUGGUGAUGCUGUCCACAGUUCUGAAACUGCUGAAUUUAGAGUUGGAGAACUCUUGCUUCCGAAUGGGGACUCUUAUUCUGGGUCAUUGCUGGGCAACGUGCCAGAGGGUCAAGGAAAGUAUGUUUGGCAAGGUGGUUGUGUGUAUGAGGGAGAGUGGAGACGUGGGAUGAGGCAUGGGAUUGGCAAAAUACAAUGGCCUUCAGGAACUGUUUAUGAUGGUGAAUUCUCAGGUGGUUAUAUGCAUGGUACUGGGACAUAUAUUGGCUCUAAUAAAUUGACUUAUAAGGGGAGAUGGAAGUUGAAUCUCAAACAUGGUUUAGGAUAUCAAGUUUAUCCUAAUGGAGAUGUGUUUGAAGGCUCUUGGAUGCAAGGAACACCAGAAGGUCCUGGAAAAUAUACUUGGUUGAACAGAAACGUUUAUCUAGGGAAUAUGAAAGGUGGGAAAAUGUCAGGCAAAGGAACUCUCACUUGGAGAAAUGGAGACUCCUUUGAAGGAAGCUGGUUAAAUGGAAUAAUGCAUGGAUUUGGAGUGUACACUUGGAGUGAUGGUGGUUGCUAUGUAGGAACUUGGACACGGGGUUUAAAGGAUGGAAAAGGAUCAUUUUAUCCAAAAGGCAGCCGGCUUCCUGCCUUACGAGAAGUUUACCUCAAUGCUCUCAGAAAAAGAGGAUUGUUACCAGAUUUGAGAAAGCAGAACCAUUCACAUAUCCACCAUGCUUCUUCUGUAGACAUGGGAAGUGUCAAGGUUGGUGGCAACCAGGUAUCUCAUCUUAAUUCUGAUAAGCUAUCAGAAAGGAACUUAUUAAAUCUAGAGCAGUCUUGCAACAGAAAUGUUUCCUUGGAAAGACGUUGGAGUCUAGAGGUAUCUAUUGAAAAAGUGAUUGGACAUGAUUCGUCAUUUGACUUAUCUGAUUCUUUCAUAGAAGGGGGAGAAAAGGGGAGUGAAAUAAAUGCACCAAUCUUAGAACGUGAAUACAUGCAAGGUGUCUUAAUCAGUGAGCUUGUGUUGAAUAAUAGUUUUUCAUCAUCAUCCAGAAGAGCGAAACGGAGACAAAAGAAGUUAGCAAAAGAGGUUAAGAGGCCAGGUGAAACAAUCAUUAAAGGCCAUAGGAGUUAUGAUUUAAUGCUUAGUUUGCAGCUUGGAAUCAGAUACACUGUGGGGAAAAUUACACCCGUACUGAGACGAGAAGUUAGAGCAUCAGACUUUGGCCCCCGGGCAAGCUUUUGGAUGAAUUUUCAUAAAGAAGGGUCACAAUUGACACCUCCCCAUCAAUCAGAAGAUUUUAAGUGGAAAGAUUACUGCCCAAUGGUUUUCAGGAAUUUAAGGGAGAUGUUCAAGAUUGAUGCUGCUGACUACAUGAUCUCCAUUUGUGGAAAUGAUGCUCUCAGAGAACUUUCUUCUCCUGGGAAAAGUGGUAGUAUCUUCUUUUUGUCUCAAGACGAUCGUUUCAUGAUUAAGACACUCCGGAAAUCUGAAGUAAAGGUUCUUCUAAGAAUGCUUCCAAACUAUCACCAUCACGUGAGGUCAUAUGAGAACACACUCAUAACAAAAUUCUUUGGUCUUCACAGAAUCAAACCAUCAAGUGGUCAAAAGUUCCGCUUUGUAGUCAUGGGAAAUAUGUUCUGCACUGAGUUAAGGAUUCAUAGAAGAUUUGACUUGAAGGGAUCAUCACUGGGGCGUUCUGCUGACAAAAUAGAAAUUGAUGAGAACACAACACUUAAAGAUUUGGAUCUCAACUACUGCUUUUAUUUGGAACCUUCUUGGCGAGAUGCUUUAUUAAGGCAAAUAGAGAUCGACAGUAAAUUUUUGGAAGCACAACACAUUAUGGAUUAUAGCCUUUUGCUUGGUGUGCAUUAUCGAGCACCCCAGCAUUUGAGGUCUCUCAUGUCCUACAACAGAGCAGAUGGACUAGGGAGUGUUGCAGAGGAAGAGGAGGAUGAAAUCUCCAACUACCCACAAGGUCUUGUAUUGGUCCCUCGGGGAACAGAUGACAAUAGUGUUGUUGUGGGUCCUCAUAUACGAGGUAGACGUUUGCGAGCAUCAGCUGCAGGUGAUGAGGAAGUAGAUCUCCUUCUCCCUGGUACAGCAAGACUCCAAAUCCAGCUCGGUGUGAACAUGCCAGCAAGGGCUGAGCAGAUUCCAGGGAAAGAAGAGAACAUGUUCCAUGAAGCAUAUGAUGUUGUUCUGUAUCUGGGUAUCAUUGACAUUUUGCAAGAUUAUAACAUGACGAAGAAGAUUGAACAUGCCUAUAAAUCUCUUCAGUUUGAUUCUAUAUCCAUAUCUGCUGUGGACCCUACAUUUUACUCGCAACGGUUCUUGGAAUUCAUUCAGAAGGUAUUUCCCUCCAAUUCCAUUUAAAGUUGACAUAAUUUUGGGUCCAUAUUGUCCUAUUGUGAGUUUCCUUAAGCUGGGCAAAUGUUUUCAGAAAUUGGGUGCUUAGGAAUUAGGACCAUUCCAAUACCAUGUGUGGCAAUGCUGCAAUACCUAUUCAAGAUGGACAUCUCAACAGGUGAUGUAAAAUAUUUGUAAAGAUCUGCUCUUAGGAGCCGAUAUUUAACCAUGAUGUUUUUAGUGAGGUAUAGUUCCCUGCCAUUGUUUUAUUCUGUUUUAUGACACUAUUGGAGCACACGUUCGAUGCUUGUUCUAUUCUUUGCACCUUGUCUCUGAUUCAUGCAUUAGUUUCACCCAUAUUUUUUUCCCGGUAUGCAUGCAUUUUAAGUUAUAGUGAACAAGCAGAGUUUAAAAAAAGAAAAUCAAACGGGUUUUGACGGCGUU
This is a messenger RNA of Durio zibethinus, 3681 nucleotides long. The record is from RefSeq and is a predicted model, not a curated record. Lineage: Eukaryota; Viridiplantae; Streptophyta; Magnoliopsida; Malvales; Malvaceae.